AUGCCUACUGUGCACCUGUUAGACUAUGUUGCCGGCAACAUCAGGAGCCUGGUGAACGCCAUUGAAAAGUGUGGAUAUGAGGUCGAAUGGGUUCGAUCGCCCGAGGACGUUCCCAAGGCAGAGAAACUUAUCCUCCCCGGUGUCGGUCACUUCGGCCAUUGUAUUUCCCAGCUUUCUCAAGCUGGUUACUCGGAGCCUAUCAAGAAGCACAUUGCUGAAGGAAAGCCCUUUUUCGGUGUUUGCGUCGGCUUGCAAGCUCUCUUCCAAGGUUCCGUCGAGGAUCCUGACAUCCCCGGUCUCGGAGUUGUACCAGCUACUUUGGAUCGGUUCGACGACUCAAGUAAAUCAGUACCUCACAUUGGCUGGAACAACGCUUUCACAGGUGGCAAGGCCAUGUACGACCUCCAACCGGACUCAAAGUAUUACUAUGUUCACUCUUACAAGUGCCCUUACAAGCAAGGGGAGCUUGAGUCACAAGGUUGGAGUGUUGCGACUGGCACAUACGGUACCGAGACUUUCGUCGGUGCCAUCGCCAAGGGCAACAUCUACGCAACUCAAUUCCACCCAGAGAAGUCCGGUACCGCCGGUCUAAAGACUCUUCGUGCAUUCUUGACAGGGGAGGGUCUGAAGACACUCGGUGAUGUUGUUGACGAGGCUGUCGCAAAUGCACCAGUUAAGUUCGAGGACAGCCUCACACGACGAGUCAUUGCAUGCUUAGACGUACGCACAAAUGACCAAGGUGAUUUGGUUGUCACAAAGGGUGACCAGUACGAUGUCCGCGAGAAGGGUGACGAUCGCAACGUGCGUAACCUGGGCAAACCCGUCGAGAUGGCUAAGCGAUAUUACGAGUCUGGUGCAGACGAGGUCACUUUCCUUAAUAUCACAUCUUUCCGGGACUGCCCAGUCGCUGAUCUUCCCAUGCUCGAGGUUGUUCGUCAGACAUCCCGUACUGUCUUUGUGCCUCUGACCAUUGGCGGUGGUAUUCGUGAUACCGUGGACACCGAUGGCACAAAGGUUUCAGCACUUGAGAUUGCUACCAUGUACUUCAAGUCCGGCGCUGACAAGGUCUCAAUUGGAUCUGACGCUGUCCUUGCUGCCGAGGAGUACUACUCUCUUGGUCGAAAGCUCUUUGGCAACACUGCCAUUGAGCAGAUCUCACGCGCAUAUGGUAACCAGGCCGUCGUUGUGAGCGUUGAUCCCAAGCGCGUCUACGUUCCCAAGCCAGAUGCUACCCGACACAACAUCGUCAAGACACAGUUCCCCGGUCCCAAGGGUGAGGAGUACUGCUGGUAUGCCUGUACGAUCAAGGGUGGUCGUGAAACUCGCGACAUGGAUGUGGUCGAGCUUGUGCAGGCUGUCGAGGCAAUGGGCACUGGAGAGAUUCUCCUGAACUGCAUUGACAAGGACGGCACCAACAGUGGAUUUGACUUUGAGCUCAUCAACCAGGUCAAGGGAUCUGUUAAGAUCCCCGUCAUUGCCUCUAGUGGAGCUGGUAACCCUGCUCACUUCGAAGAUGUGUUCCAAAAGACUACAACGGAUGCUGCUUUGGGUGCUGGCAUGUUCCACCGAGGCGAGUACACAGUGAAACAGGUAAAGGAUUACCUGCAAGAAAAGGGUCUCAAGGUGAGACAAUUUGAAGAAGGCUUUUAG
Fusarium coffeatum is the source of this 1650-nucleotide messenger RNA. RefSeq lists its product as uncharacterized. Gene Ontology annotation, biological process: L-histidine biosynthetic process. The transcript has 2 exons. The record is from RefSeq and is a predicted model, not a curated record. Lineage: Eukaryota; Fungi; Ascomycota; Sordariomycetes; Hypocreales; Nectriaceae. Bases 1 to 1650 code for a protein of 549 amino acids. Gene Ontology annotation, molecular function: oxo-acid-lyase activity; imidazoleglycerol-phosphate synthase activity.